AUGCUGACUUGUUCAAUUCACCUUUCAGGCACCUUUUUUAUCCUCUGCCUGCUGGCAGGCUACGCCGGCCUCUCUUCCCUCCAGCUUGGCGUCUACAUAAACGACAAGGCCCUACAUGUGUUGACCUUUUUCAUCCUGACCAUCGUAUUCUACUGGAUCGUCGAUACGAACCGGCGACGCACCCUCAACCUUACCCUCGUAGUAUGCACCCUGCUCCUCGGCAUCGGUUCCGAAUUCCUCCAGGGCUUCCUCCCCAACGGCCGCGAGUUCGACUCUUAUGACAUCGUCGCCAAUAUCGUCGGGAGUCUGGGUGGCUUGGGUCUCUGCAGCUGGUACCAUAACCGCAUGCUCGAGCGGAGAAGAGGGAGGAGAUAUGAUGCUGUCCCCGGCGAAGACGAGGACGAUCUUGAGCUCGGCCAGGGAGUCUCAUCUGAGGCGGGGCAGGAAGAGGGAAUCAUGAGCUCUACAGUCAAUGAGAGGGCUCCGACUCUAGAGGAGGAAGUUGAUAAUUGGGACGAGAAUGCUGUUGACGCUUGGGAUGACGAUGACGGCGACGGAGACAUCAGCGCUGCUUCCACGAAACCACAAGCGACGGAGCUGAACGGUGGUGGCGACAUUGGCGAAGCAAAGAAGCGGACUGACUGA
Pestalotiopsis fici W106-1 is the source of this 645-nucleotide messenger RNA. RefSeq lists its product as uncharacterized. NCBI's taxonomy places the organism in Eukaryota, Fungi, Ascomycota, Sordariomycetes, Amphisphaeriales, Sporocadaceae. The record is from RefSeq and is a predicted model, not a curated record. The transcript has a single exon. The coding region runs from base 1 to 645 and encodes 214 amino acids.